UGAUUACAACUUGGUAACUUUUGGGUUACGUAGUUUCUGAGAGUCUCUUUUGAGAUAAAAUACUCUUAUGUCUCUCCAACAGAAAAAAAAUGGCCCCAAUUAUGUACACAUUGUUUAUUUGGAUACUUUUCAAAACAUCUGAAAUAUCUUCAAAGUUUCAAAUGGCCUUUCUUCUAAUGUGGUUUCAUAUAUAUGCUUUUUAUCCUAAUAGCAGUGAGAUUACCAUAAUUAUGGGUAGGCAUACAAGAUUACAGUUCAGAAACAUGAAUUCACAUUUUCAAUAGAGAUAAAAUAUGUUUUUGAAAAGUUAAAUAUGGAUUAUACUUUGGGAACUUGCUAAUUCGGGAGUGAAAUCAGUGAAUCCUUUUGUGUUAACCACUAAUUACUGAGUCCUAUAGUUUAUUCCUCUAGUUUUUCAUACAUUGGUAUUUUUGCUUGAAAUAGGGCCAUAUGUUUUUGCUGUUUCUUUAUUACAGAAUUAACAGAGUUUCAAAGCUAGUUGGGGUUAGAAAGCAGUCUUCAUCUAACCUUUUGUAGAUGAGAGAACAAAUGCAAAGGCACUAAGCAACUCACAGUUAACUGAAGUCAAAUAUGAUGGAAAGAAAACUCUGCAGUAUGCUUUCAGGAACCAAUUAAUAUAGUCAUAUAAUAUUUCAGUUACCUUGGAUUUAAAAGAUAAUAAGGUUUCUGUAGCAUCAAUAUGACAUUUUUAAAUACAUUGAAUGUUACGGACUUUACACAUGCACUUAACUAUCACUAAAAAUUUCUUUGCUCUGAAUGCAUUUUACUAAUAAAUAUGUUUAAAAAUGUCAUAUGUACCUAAGUUUGUUUUACCAUUAUCCUGUUGUUUAACCAUUUGAGUUGUAUGCAUUUAUGAAUUUAGUUGUAUGCUAUUAUGAAUACACCUGCUGUGAAUAUUCUUGUAAAAGUCUUUAUGUGGGUAUGUUUUCAUUUCUCAUGGGCAACUAUCUAGGCAUGCAAUUGCUGGGUCAAAGAGUAGGUGUUUGCUUAACUUAAACUGUCAAAUUAUAUUCAGAGUAGUUGGACCAUUUUUUAUUCUCACGAGCAAUAUAUGAGAAUUCAGUUGUUCUAAAGCCUCUCUAAUAUUUGAUAUUGCCAGUUUUCUUGGUAUUAGCUAUUCUUAAAUGAAUAUAAAUUAGUAAUCUUCUUGUGGUUUUAAUUUUCAUUUCUCUGACAACUGAUGAUAUUGAACACUUUUUAUGUACUUAUUGGGCAUGUAUAUAUAACGUGUCAUCCCUUACCCAUGGGUGAUACAUUAUAAGAGCCCCUGUGAUACCAGAAAUCAUGGAUAGUACCAAACUUUCUCUACACUCUUUUUUUCCUCUAAGUAAAUACUUAUGGUAAGGUGUAAUUUAUAAUUAUACAUAGUAAGAUAUUAAUAGCAAUAACAAUGAAAUAGAGCAGUUGUGACAACAUACUAUGGUAUUAAUAAUUGGCAAGUUAUUUAUUUCUGGAAUUAAACUGUGGUUGCCUGUGGGUAACCAAAAGUGCAGAACUAAAGUCAUGGGAAAGCGCAGACUGUUGUAUGUUGUAUCUUCUUUUAUGAAUGUCCAAGCUUUGUGACAUUUAAAAAUAUAUAUUUAUGUUUUAGUUUUAGGUGGACACAAUAUCUUUAUUUUAUUUUUAUGUGGUGCUGAGGAUCAAACUCAGUGCCUCAUGCAUGCUAGGCGAGCGCUCUACCACUGAGCCACAACCCCAGUCCUGCUUUGUGCCAUUUUUAAGGUCUGAAUAUUUGAUUAUCAUCCAGUCAUAGUUCUUUGUGUAUUCUGGAGACAAGUCUUUGUUGAGUUCCAAGUAUUUUUUGUGGCCUUGUCAUUUCUUUUCUUUUUUCUUUUUUUUAAAUAUUUAUUAUUAUUUUUAGUUGUAGUUGGACACAAUACCUUUAUUUUUUAUUUAUUUAUUUUUAUGUGGUGCUGAGGAUUGAACCCAGGGCCUUGCACGUGCUAGGCGAGUGCUCUAUCCCUGGGCCACAACCUCAGCCCUGUGACCUUGUCAUUUCUUAACAGUGUCUUUGGAAAAGAUUAUUUUUUCUUUCAUACUGAUUUUGUUGUGUGUCCUAAGAAAUCUUUGUCUUGCAACCCCAAAGUUGCAAGAUAUUCUUCUAGUUUUCUAUUUUUUUUUUUCCUAAAAGCUUUUUGGUUAUUACUUUUGCCUUUAGGUUUGUGAUACAAUUUGAGUUAAUAUUUGUGUGUAGUGAGAGUUGUGGGGUUGUGGUUCUUUCCUCCUCCUUCCCUCAUACAGUUACCCAGUUGUUCCAGCAUCGUUUCUUCUUAUCGGCCUGCUCUUUCCACAGUGGAUAACUUUGGUGCCUUUGUUGAAAACCAUUUGACCAUAUGUGUAUGAUCUCACCCUGGACUUUCUUUUCUGUCUUACUGGUCUGUCAUCUCUUCUUUCCCCAAUACCAUACUAUCUUGAUUACUGCAGCUUUUAUAAAAGAAGUCUGGAAAUUAUGUAGCGAAGGUCGCCAGUUUUAUUCUUGUUUUUCAACAAGUUUUCUCUUCUGUGUUCUUCAAAAUUCCAUACAAAUUUUAGCCAUCUUUUUACUUCUACAAAAAUGCACACCCUUAUUUCACUUGGGUGUGAUGUUGAGUUCAUAAAUCACUUUGGAAGGAACUGACAAAACAUUGUUGUCAGUUUGCCAGUCCUUAAACAUGGCAUAAAUCUCUGUUUAGUUGGGUCUUCAAACUUUUCAGCAAUAUUUUAUGUUUUUUUUAAAUGUUUACUUUUUAGUUGUAGUUGGACACAAUAGCUUUAUUUUAUUUAUUUAUUUUUAUGUGGUGUUGAGGAUUGAACCCAGGGCCUCAAAUGUGCUAGGCAAGUGCUUUCCACUGAGCCACAACCCCAACUAUUUUAUGGUUUUUUGAUGUAGAAAUCUUGCACAUUUCUUGGUUAAAUCUACUCAAAAUAUUUUAUUCUUUUUUGAUGCUAUCAUAAAUGACAUUUAAACUUUUAAUUUUUCUAUUGUUUGCUUGUAGAAAUACAGCUGCUUUUUGUAUAUUGACCUUUGCUAAAUUCACUUAUUAAGUCAUGAAAAUUUGCUGUAGUUUCCUCAGGGUUUUCUAUGUAAACAAUCUCAUCUGUGAUUAAUGAUAGUUUCACUUCUUUCCCAAUUUUAUUUUCUUGCCUUUAGUGCUGGCUUAUAGAACAAAGGCAGGUGGAAGAGGUGAAAGUGAACAUCCUGGCCUUGUGUCUGACUACAGGGAAAGCAUGCACUAUUUUACCAUUGAAUGUGAUGUGGGUUUUUGGUGUUUCUUAGAUACCUUUGAUCGGAAUGGGGGAUCUCUUCCAACAUAAAAAUUGUUUCCAUGUAAUAUUUGAUAAUAAUGGUUUCUGAUUUCUUCUGUACUCUGAUUAUAAAUAUAUAGCUGCAUUCUUACACAGUAGAUAGAAAAUAACAAUGAUCUAUUGCCAAUAGUAUUUAAAAUUUGGACCAGUAUACAUAACCAUGUGGUAUAAAUAGUACUGUUGAAAAUUUCAGAGUUAUAUAUUUAAACUGUAUGAACAUUUGAUAAAAUUGUUGGUUAUUUUGCUGAGUAAAGUAUGAAGUUUCACUGACAGAUGUUAUAUAUUGAUGAAUAAAAUUUAAUUUAGACAUUUUAAUAGGUUUCUUUGAUUAUCAGCUAUAUUCUGUGUAAAGUUCUUUAGUCUUAUUAUAUUUUGGAGUAUCAUCACAUUUAUCUAUAGUACUUCAUAAUUGGCCUAUCUGUAGUAAUAUGGAAAAUACAUAUGACAGGAAGACACCAGGCUUUGAAGAGCGUGCUGAUACAGUGUGCUCACUGGUUCACUCAGCAGACCACUUGGCACCCACUGUGGGCCAGCGGAGAUGAAAACAUGCAGCGGGCUUUUCCAGGAACACUUAGCUUUUGAAGAGACAGGCAGAUGGAGGAGUGUUGACCAAAGGUGGGAAGUACAGAGGAGUCUUCAGCAAGUGCUUCUGAGAAAUGGAUUCCCAGGAGGGGGCCUGAGGACAUCAGGGCUGGAGAAAGAAGAGCACAUGCAGUGAACCACAAGGGACUCGGAGCUGACAGCUCAGGCAGGGCUCACCCUGGAGUGGCCCCCUGGGCUCCUGUGAGGUCAGCUGGGCAUACUUCUGGAUUUUCAGUCAGUCAGCAGAUGAAGGAGGGCUGUUGGAUGGGGCUCGUGGCCAGGCUGCUGCAGUUCUCAUCUCUCAGUGGGCUCAGCUUCUUUACAUGUGGCGGGAGCAUUCCAAGAGAGUGAGGGGGAAGCUGCAGGAAGCCACAUUUUAUCACUUUGGUUGCCUUAUGUGGGUCAAAGCAAAUCAUGAGGCCAGCUCUGAUUUAAGGGAUGCAGAAAUAGACUCCAUCACUUGACAGGAGGAACUUCAAUUAAGCUGGGGCCAUGUUUCAUAUACCAUCAUCUCCUCUCUGGCCAAAAUUAGAAGGUCAUAUUUCUGUAGGUUGGACAGCCCAGAGAUGACGGGGAAUGGAUCAGUGUAUGGCAUAUGGGGACACUUCCACUUGGCUGGACCCAGAGUAUGCCCCAUUCUCCUAGAUACCAUGACUAUUAUGUAUCCAUUGGAUGUUGAGAUAUAAAACUAGAGGUGAUCUGAAAUAGAGGACUGCAAGUUCUAGUUUUCUAGGGUGCCCACAAAUAAUAGAAAAAGAUUUGAUAACUUCCAAAAGGACAGAAUUAAAUAUGAUUUUUUUUGGAACCAGAAAGGAUAAAUAAACCUGGGAAUAUAUCAUAUCUAAAAAAGUAAUAGGUCCAGUGGAUUAGGGAGCACUGCUCUAAUGAUGAAUAGGGUUAAAAAUGAUGGCAAUUGAGUGUGAAACGAGAGUUGUUUCCUUGCUAUUGUACCAGGCUGCCUGAUGGUCUAGGGGUCCUCCUCAGGGGUGUAAUUCCAGCAGAGGGCACAAAAACCAAAAAUCUGCUCUUGCUGCAAUAUCAUCCCUUUGAAAGGCUCGUGGUUUCUGAAAACUACUCCACUUGGUGAAGUGAGGCCAACAGGCAUGCAGUUCUGAGGAGAGGAGCGGUCGUCUUGGGAUGCUGGGGAAGGUGAAGCUUCACAGAGUAGAUGCUGCCAAGGCUGGACCUCAAAGGUGGCCUGAGUACCCGAGCCGUGGGAAGGAGCCAGGGUGCUCGAACCUCGUGUAGUGCAGAGGUGAGCAGGCAGAAGUGUCUGCUCACACAGUAGUGGUGAGGUGCCAGCUUGCUGUUGUGGAGCAGGAGCCGAAUUCCACAGAGCUGCUUCACACAUCUUUGAGGUUUCUGCAAGUUCCCUUAGAAUGCUGUUGGUUCAUCUAUUGAAGAUAAAAAGCAGAUGAGGAGGACUCUACAGGAAUGGUGGGCUAAACAGGGGUUUACUGCUUCUAAAGUCAUUUACAUUUCCCCCCUGCCUUUGAUUGUGUGAUGGGACUUCCCCACUAGUCACUCCAUUAAAGCUGCAAUUGUUAAGGUCACCAGGGACCCUGCUUUUGCUAAAUGCUCUUCAGCCACACAGUUCAAAAAUAACAGCUUUUGACCCUGCUAACUCUCCUCUCUUUUCCUGAACUGCUCUCUUCUUUGGUUCCUCAGGCUCCACUUCUCUUUUGCCAGGCUUCUUGUGUGUAGGUUUCUCUCUGGUGCUGACUUUAAAAGCCUCCAGAGCUCAGUCCUCCUCAGGCUCCUCUUGUGUUUCUGCACACUCUUCCUGGGAAGCCUCACUAUUGUACCAGGCUGCCCGAUGGUCUAGGGGUCCUCCUCAGGGGUGCAAUUCCACCCAGGACUCGCGGGUGUUUUUAUUCAGAUCUUUUCUUAAGUUCUAGGAAUACAUAGCCUUUGUCUACUGAAAUGCAUUUGGAUAUUCCACAGGCAUCUCAGACUAAACAAGUUUAAAAAGUGAAUCCAUCAUCUCUACCCCAACCUAAUAUCCCUCAUAAAUUUCCUGUUUUGGUGAUUCAUUAUCAGCCAUUAUGAAGAGUCUUUUUAGAUCUUUUAUCCUCCCUCCCUUAUGCCUCAUAGAAAGUCAACUGCAAGUCAUUUUAGGCCUACCUUACACUUUCUCAAAUAUUGUCUCCUUUACCAUUUGUGUUGUCAGAAUACUUCAGAUGGUCAUCAUCUCUUUCAUUAGACAUUGUGUCUGUGCCUCUAAUAUUAACUGCCUCCCCUUACCAAAUCCGAUUGUAUCACCCUGACCCCCUCCCAACAGGUUGGUGUGAGAAAUAACUUCUAACUUGAUUGGUCAUUAAAUCUUUGACCACCUGCGGCCCAGGGGGCCCAGGUCUCAUAGUUCCAGUCCUACGUCAAUAUUUCUAAUAAAGUGUGCUACUUUUCCUGAAUUCCUAAACUGAUUACCUGUACCACAUCUGGGGACUUACUCAUACUACAUGACUUCUGUUGUUCUUGUUUGUAUGUAUUUUAUGGACCAAAUGAGGGGACCUUCUCCAGGGCUUGGACCAUUUACUCCAGAAAGGGCGUUGACGUGCAGAGAAGAACUCCUGACUCUGCUUCUGUCGCUGCUGCCCCUUGUGUGGAAGAUACCUGUUCAGGAGCAGCAGGCAGCAGAUUUUAAUUUGCCAUUGUCAUCAGAUAUAAUCCUGACCAAAGAAAAGAACUCAAGUUCACAUAGAUCUACUCAGGAAAAAUUAUGUUUAGAAGGAAGUGCCCCAUCUGGUCAGGUUUCUACAAAAGUAAAUGCUUUUCGAAAAAGCAGACGACAGCGUAAAAGUACCCAUCGCUAUUCUAUAAGAGAUGCUCGAAAAACACAGCUCUCCACCUCUGACUCAGAGGGCAACUCAGAUGAGAAAAGCACGGCAGUGAGUAAGCACAGAAGGCUCCAUGCACUGCAUCGUUUCGUAACCCAGUCUCCUGAAGACCACCUCUCACCUAGACUAAGCUCCUUUGUAACCAAAGAGCAGGUGUCUCCUGAUACCAUGGCUUUGAGAAACUCCACAGAGACUACUCCGAGGCAGGAGUCAAGCAAUGACAUUUUAAGUGAACCAGCUGCCUUGUCUAUUCUCAGUAACAUGAAUAAUUCUCCAUUUGACUUAUGUCAUGUUCUGUUGUCCUUAUUGGAAAAAGUUUGUAAAUUUGACAUUACUUUGAAUCAUAAUUCUGCCCUUGCAGCCAGUGUAGUGCCGACACUGACUGAAUUCCUAGCAGGCUUUGGGGACUGCUGUAAUCUAAGUGACAAGCUGGAGAAUGAAGUGGUUUCUGUAAGUUGGACCGAAGAACCCGUGGCUUUAGUUCAGAGGAUGCUCUUUCGAACAGUGUUGCAUCUCAUGUCAGUAGAUAUUAGUGCUGCAGAGGUCAUGCCGGAAAGUCUUAGAAAAAAUUUAACUGAAUUGCUUAGGGCAGCUUUAAAAAUUAGAACUUGCUUAGAAAAGCAGCCUGAUCCUUUUGCACCAAGACAAAAGAAAACACUGCAGGAGGUCCAGGAGGGCUUUAUGUUUUCCCAGUUUCGUCAUAGAGCCCUUCUUUUACCUGAGCUUCUGGAAGGAGUUCUACAGAUCCUGAUCUGUUGUCUUCAAAGUUCAGCUUCAAAUCCCUUCUACUUCAGUCAAGCCAUGGAUCUGGUUCAAGAAUUCAUUCAGCACCAAGGAUUUAAUCUUUUUGAAACAGCAGUUCUUCAAAUGGAAUGGCUAGUUUCAAGAGAUGGAGUUCCUCCAGAGGCCUCACAACAUCUGACAGCCCUAAUAAAUAGUGUGAUGAAAAUCAUGAGCACUGUGAAAAAAGUAAAAUCAGAGCAACUUCAUCACUCAAUGUGUACGAGAAAAAGGCACAGACGCUGUGAGUAUUCUCACUUUAUGCAUCACCACCGAGAUCUCUCCGGACUUCUGGUUUCAGCUUUUAAAAACCAGCUUUCCAGAAACCCCUUUGAAGAGACUGCAGAUGGAGAUGUUCAUUAUCCCGAGCGGUGCUGCUGUAUUGCAGUGUGUGCUCAUCAGUGCUUGCGCUUGCUGCAGCAGGCUUCUUUGGGCAGCACCUGUGUCCAGAUUCUAUCAGGCAUUCAUAGUGUUGGAAUAUGCUGCUGUAUGGAUCCCAAAUCUGUAAUCAUCCCUUUGCUGCAUGCUUUUAAAUUGCCAGCACUGAAAAAUUUUCAGCAGCAUAUAUUGAAUAUCCUUAACAAACUUAUUUUGGAUCAGUUGGGAGGUGCAGAGAUACCACAGAAAAUUAAAAAAGCAGCGUGCAACAUUUGUACUGUGGACUCUGACCAGCUGGCUAAGUUAGAAGAGACACUGCAGGGCAGCUUGUAUGCUGCCGAACCUGCCUCGGGUGCACCCAGUCCUUCCUACAGAUUUCAGGGGAUCCUGCCCAGCAGUGGAUCUGAAGACUUGCUGUGGAAGUGGGAUGCAUUAGAGGCUUAUCAGAAAUUUGUUUUUGAAGAUGACGGAUUACAUAGUAUACAGAUUGCAAAUCACAUUUGUAACUUAAUCCAGAAAGGCAAUGUAGUUAUUCAAUGGAAGUUGUACAAUUACCUGUUUAAUCCUGUGCUGCAAAGAGGAGUUGAACUAGCACAUCACUGUCAACAUCUCAACAUUACUUCUGCUCGAACUCAUAUGUGCAGCCACCUGAAACGGUGUCUGCCGCAGGAAGUGCUUCAGGUUUAUUUAAAAACUCUGCCUAUCCUGCUUAAAUCCAGGGUAAUAAGAGAUUUGUUUUUAAGAUGUAAUGGAAUAAAUCAAAUAAUUGAAUUAAAUUACUUAGAUGGUAUUCGAAGUCAUUCCCUAAGAGCAUUUGAAACUCUGAUAAUCAGCCUAGGGGAACAACAGAAAGAUGUUUCAACCCCAGGUAUCGAUGGAUCACACACUGAAGAGAAGGAGCCCUCGUCCUCAAAUACAGGGGCCCCUUUUCAUGACCAUCAGGCUUAUUCAGAUUCUCCUCAAAGCCUCAGCAAAUUCUAUGCUGGUCUCAAAGAAGCUUAUCCAAAGAAAUGGAAUACUGUUCACCAAGAUGUUCAUAUCAACACCAUAAACCUCUUCCUCUGUGAGGCAUUUUUAUGUGUAAGUAAAGAAGCAGAGUUGGAUAGGGAGUCGGCCAAUGAGUCAGAAGAUACUUCUGGCUAUGACAGUACAGCCAGUGAGCCUUUAAGUCAUGCGCUGCCAUGUUUGUCUCUUGAGAGGCUCGUCUUGCCUUCUCCUGAGCAUAUGCACCAAGCAGCAGACGUGUGGUCCAUGUGUCGUUGGAUUUACAUGUUGAGCUCAGUCUUCCAGAAACAGUUUCAUAGGCUUGGUGGUUUCCGAGUGUGCCAUAAGUUAAUAUUUAUGAUAAUACAGAAAAUAUUCAGAAAUCAUGAAGACAAGCAAGGGGAAAGGCAGGGAAAUAUAAAUGUAAUUGAAAACCAAGACUUGGUCAGAACUUCUCAACAGGAGAAAGCAAGGAAGGAAGAUUUGUCAUCUCUGACUACAACAAAGGACCACACACCACCUGAUCGGGGUAGUCUGAAAAACAAUGCUGACAGUGUAGGUGAAUUAGAAUCACAGUGUAUUUCUUCCAUAAACAUGGAGCCUAUUUCAUCUACUGAAGCUACUCCUGAGGAGGCAAAGGUGUUUAGGAGGCGAGAAAGUGAGACCGCACUUCAGAGCAUACGACUUUUGGAAGCCAUUCUGGCCAUUUGUCUUCAUAGUGCUAGAACCAGUCAACAAAAGAUAGAAUUGGAGUUACCUAAUCAGAACUUGUCUGUGGAAAAUAUAUUGUUUGAAAUGAGGGAUCAUCUUUCCCAGUCAAAAGUGACUGAGACAGAAUUGGCAAAGCCUUUGUUUGAUGCCCUGCUUAGAGUUGCCCUGGGGAAUCAUUUAGCAGAUUUUGAACAUCCUGAUGCUGUGACAGAGAAGAGUCAUCAGUCUGAGGAAGAGUUGUCUUCCCAACCUGGAGAUUUUUCAGAAGAAGCUGAAGGUCCUCAGUGUUGUAGUUUUAAACUUCUGGUUGAAGAAGAAGGUUAUGAGGCGGAUAGUGAAAGCAAUCCUGAGGAUGGCGAAACCCGGGAUGACGGGGUAGAUUUAAAACCUGAAGCAGAAGGUUUCAGUGCAUCAGUCAGUCCAAAUGACUUGAUUGAAAAGCUCACUAAAGGGGAAAUAAUAUAUCCUGAGAUUUGCAUGCUGGAAUUAAAUUUGCUUUCUGCUAGCAAAGCUAAACUUGAUGUGCUUGCUCAUGUAUUUGAGAGUUUUUUGAAAAUUAUCCAGCAGAAAGAAAAGAACAUUUUUCUACUCAUGCAACAGGGAACUGUGAAAAAUCUUUUAGGAGGAUUCUUGAGUAUUUUAACACAAGCUGAUUCUGAUUUUCAAGCAUGCCAGAGAGUACUGGUGGAUCUCCUGGUGUCUUUGAUGAGCACAAGAACAUGUUCAGAAGAACUAACCCUUCUUUUGAGGAUAUUUCUGGAGAAAUCUCCUUGUACAGAAAUUCUUCUUCUGGGUCUUCUGAAAAUUGUGGAAAGUGAUGUUACUAUGAGCCCGUCACAGUAUCUGACCUUUCCAUUGCUGCAUACCCCAAGCUUAAGCAAUGGGGUCUCACCACCAAAGUGUCCCGGGAUCCUAAACAGCAAGGCCAUAGGCUUACUGCGAAGAGCACGAGUUUCACGGUCCAAGAAAGAGGUUGACAGAGGAAAUUUCCCCCAUCGGCUGCUUUCCUCUUGGCACAUAGCCCCAAUCCACUUGCCGUUGCUGGGGCAGAACUGCUGGCCACACCUGUCAGAAGGUUUCAGUAUCUCAUUGUGGUUUAAUGUGGAGUGUAUCCAUGAAUCUGAGAGUGCCACAGAGGAAGGAAAGAAGAUAAAGAAAAGAAACAAAUCCUUGAUUGUACAAGACAGCAGUUUUGAUGGAGCAGAGAGCGAAAAACCAGAAGGUGCAGAGUAUACAAAUCCUGGUGAAAGACUCAUCGAAGAAGGCUGCAUCCAUUUAAUUUCCCUGGGAUCCAAAGCGUUGAUGAUCCAAGUGUGGGCUGAUGCGCACAAUGGCACUUUUAUCUUUCGUGUAUGCAUGGAUUCAAAUGAUGAUAUGAAAGCUGUUUUACUAGCACAGGUUGAAUCACAGGAAAAUAUUUUCCUCCCAAGCAAAUGGCAGCAUUUAGUACUCACCUACCUCCAGCAGCCUCAAGGGAAAAAGAAUGUACAUGGGAAAAUCUCCACAUGGGUCUCUGGACAGAGGAAGCCUGAUGUCACUUUGGACUUUAUGCUUCCAAGAAAAACAAGUUUGUCAUCAGAUAGCAAUAAAACAUUUUGCAUGAUUGGCCAUGGCUUAUCAUCUCAAGAAGAGGUUUUGCAGUUGUCUGGAAAAUGGGACCUGGGAAAUUUGCUCCUCUUCAAUGGAGCGAAGAUUGGUUCACAAGAAGCCUUUUAUUUAUACGCCUGUGGACCCAAUUAUACAUCCAUAAUGCCGUGUAAAUACGGCAAGCCCGUGAAUGACUGCUCCAAGUAUAUUAAUAAAGAAAUUUUGCGAUGUGAACAAAUCAGAGAACUUUUUAUGAAUAAAAAAGAUGUGGAUGUUGGUCUCCUAAUUGAAAGUCUUUCCAUUGUUUAUACAACUUAUUGUCCUGCUCAGUAUACCAUCUAUGAGCCAGUGAUCAGACUAAAAGGUCAGGUGAAAACCCAGCUCUCUCAAAGACCCUUCAGUUCAAAAGAAGUCCAGAGCAUCUUGCUAGACUCUCCUCAACUAAAAAACCUCAAGCCUACUGAGUGUAAAACGAUUCAAGGCAUUCUGCACGAGGUUGGCGGAGCUGGUAUCUUUGUUUUUCUCUUUGCUAGGGUUGUUGAACUUAGUGACUGUGAAGAAACUCAGGCAUUGGCACUGCGAGUCCUGCUCUCCUUAGUUAAAUUCAACCAACAGAGAGCUCAUGAAUUAGAAAAUUGUAAUGGGCUUUCUAUGAUUCAUCAGGUGUUGAUCAAACAGAAAUGCAUUGUUGGCUUUCACAUCUUGAAGACCCUUCUUGAAGGUUGCUGUGGGGAAGAUAUUAUCCAUAUCAAUGAGAAUGGAGAGUUCAAGUUGGAUAUAGAGUCUAAUGCUAUAAUCCAAGAUGUUAAACUUUUAGAGGAGCUACUGCUUGACUGGAAGAUAUGGAAUAAAGCAGAGCCUGGCGUGUGGGAGACUCUGCUCGCAGCUCUGGAAGCCCUCAUCCGCGUAGAGCACCAGCAGCAGUGGUUUAACACGCAGCAGUUGCUGAAAGCCCGGGCGGUGCACCACUUCCUGCUAAUGUGUCAGGUUCUGCAGGAACACAAAGAGGGGCACCUUACAUCCAUGCCCCGAGAGGUUUGUAGAUCAUUUGUGAAAAUUAUUGCAGAAGUCCUUGGAUCUCCUCCAGAUUUGGAAUUAUUGACAAUUAUCUUCAAUUUCCUUUUAGCAGUUCACCCUCCUACUAAUACUUACGUUUGUCACAACCCCACAAACUUCUACUUCUCUUUGCAUAUAGAUGGUAAGAUCUUUCAGGAGAAAAUGCAGUCAAUCAUGUACCUGAGGCAUUCUAACAGUGGAGGGAGAUCCCUUGCUAGCCCUGGAUUUGUGGUAAUAAGCCCAUCUGGUUUUACUGCUUCACCACCUGAAGGAGAUAGUUCCUCCACUGUUAUUCCACAGCCGAUGGCUGCCCACUUGCUGCGUUCCAGAAGCCUGCCAUCAUUUCCUACCUGUCCACAAGUGCAGCCACUAAAACUGACUGGAAGUUUGGGCUGUAGUAUUGACAAGUUACGAAACAUUGUAGAUAUGUAUGUUGCUGCCCAGCCAGAGACACAGAACGCUUUAGGGGAGUUCAAUGUGCUGAAAACAGGCAAAGAGGAUGCACUCAUCAGUAGCUGUGAGUCUGCCAAAACUGUCUGUGAAGUGGAUGCUGCUUUCACAGCCCACAACUUUGCCAGUGUUGUCCCAAAAGGAACACUGGGAUCUCCUGUGGUCAGAGUAGAUCACAAAGACCUAGGAGCAGAACCCCGGUCAGAUGAUGAAAGCCCUGGGGAUGAGUCCUGCCCACGCCGACCAGACAACCUGAAGGGACUGGCCUCAUUCCAGCAAAGCCACAGCACCAUUGCAAGUCUUGGGCUAGCUUUUCCUUCACAGAAUGGAUCUGCAGCUGUGGGCCGGUGGCCAAGUCUUGUUGACAGGAACACCGAGGACUGGGAAAACUUUGCCUUUUCUCUUGGUUACGAGCCAAACUAUAACUGUGCUGCAAGUGCUCACAGUGUAACUGAAGACUGUUUAGAACCUGUCUGCUGUGGACUGUAUGAACUCUUAAGUGGCGUUCUUCUCAUCCUGCCUGAUGUGAUGCUUGAGGAUGUGAUGGACAAGAUCAUUCAAGCAGAUACACUUUUAGUCCUCGUUAACCACCCUUCACCAGCUAUACAACAAGGAGUUAUUAAACUCUUACAUGCAUAUUUUAAUAGAGCAUCUAAGGAACAAAAAGAUAAAUUUCUGAAGAAUCGUGGCUUUUCCUUGUUAGCCAACCAGUUAUAUCUGCAUCGAGGGACUCAGGAAUUGUUAGAAUGCUUCAUUGAAAUGUUCUUUGGUCGACAUAUUGGCCUUGAUGAAGAAUUUGACCUGGAAGACGUAAAGAACAUGGGACUUUUUCAGAAGUGGUCUGUCAUUCCUAUUCUGGGACUAAUAGAGACCUCUCUGUAUGACAACAUACUCUUGCAUAAUGGUCUUGUACUUCUUCUCCAAAUUUUAAAUUCUUGUUCUAAGGUAGCAGACAUGUUGUUGGAUAAUGGUCUGCUCUAUGUGUUAUGUAACACAGUAGCAGCUUUGAAUGGAUUAGAAAAAAGCCUUCCUGUGAAUGAAUACAGAUUGCUUGCCUGUGACAUACAGCAACUUUUCAUAGCAGUGACGAUUCACGCAUGCAGUUCCUCGGGCUCACAGUAUUUUAGAGUUAUUGAAGACCUUAUUGUACUCCUUGGAUAUCUUCAAAAUAGCAAAAACAAGAGGACACAAAAUAUGGCUAUUGCUCUGCAGCUUAGAGUCCUCCAGGCGGCCAUGGAGUUCAUAAGGAGCACUGCGAAUCAUGACUCUGAAAGCCUUCCUGAUUCAGUCCACUUACCUUCUGCCCCCCAUCAUGUUGUGUUUCAGAAGCGGAGGAGCAUUGCUGGUUCAAUUCCAAUGAAGGGUUCCAUUAUUCCUCACCUGCCAAGACGUCAUUUUGGUUCCUAUGGUCAACUUCCGAUGCCCUUCUCCUUCAGCCCAUUAAAUCAAGACUCCUCCCCCAUGUUUUCUCCUGGAUGCACUACAGGUCCUAGAAAAUAUCCCCUGGCUCAGACAGAAUCUCUUCUGACAAAAAUGCGCUCAGUGGCCAGCGACGAGCUCCACACCAUGAUGCAGAGAAGAAUGAGCCAGGAGAGCCCUAGCCAGGCCACUGAGGCAGAGCUUGCCCAGAGGCUGCAGAGGCUCACUGUCCUAGCAGUCAACAGGAUUAUUUACCAAGAGUUUAAUUUAGACAUUAUUGACAUUUUAAGAACUCCAGAAAAUGCAACUCAAAACAAGACCUCAAUUUCCCAGACUGAAAUUUCUGAGGAAAAUAUGCAUCAUGAACAGCCUUCUGUUUUCAACCCAUUUCAAAGAGAGAUGUUCACCUACCUGGUUGAGGGAUUCAAGGUAUCUAUUGGUUCAAGUAAAGUCAAUGGUUCUAAGCAACAGUGGAUUAAAAUUCUAUCAUCUUGUAAGGAAACCUUCCGAAUGCAGCUUGGAAGACUACUUGUGCAUAUUUUAUCACCAGCCCACACUGCACAAGAAAGAAAGCAGAUAUUUGAAAUAGUUCAUGAACCAAAUCAUCAGGAAAUACUUCGAGACUGUCUCAGCCCAUCCCUGCAACAUGGAGCCAAGUUAGUUUUGUAUUUGUCAGAGUUGAUACAUAAUCACCAAGACGAGCUGACUGAAGAGGAACUAGACACAGCAGAACUACUGAUGAAUACUUUAAAAUUAUGUGGUCACAAGUGCAUCCCUCCCAGCGCACCAUCAAAACCAGACCUUAUUAAAAUGAUCAAAGAGGAACAAAAGAAAUAUGAAACUGAAGAAGGCGUGAACAAAGCUUCCUGGCAGAAAACAGUUAAUAAUAAUCAGCAAAGUCUCUUUCAGCGUCUCGAUUCAAAAUCAAAGGAUAUAUCUAAAAUAGCUGCAGAUAUCACACAGGCAGUGUCUCUUUCCCAGGGAAUUGAGAGGAAAAAGGUGAUCCAGCACAUCCGAGGAAUGUACAAAGUUGACCUGAGUGCCAGCAGACAUUGGCAGGAGCUCAUUCAGCAGCUGACACAUGAUAGAGCUGUCUGGUAUGACCCCAUCUACUAUCCAACCUCAUGGCAGUUGGAUCCCACAGAAGGGCCAAACCGAGAGAGGAGACGUUUGCAGAGAUGUUACUUAACUAUUCCAAAUAAGUAUCUACUGAGAGAUAGACAAAAAUCAGAAGAUGUGGCCAAACCACCACUCUCUUACCUGUUUGAAGACAAAACUCAUUCCUCUUUCUCUUCUACUGUCAAAGACAAAGCUGCAAGUGAAUCUAUAAGAGUAAAUCGAAGGUGUAUCAGCGUUGCACCAUCUAGAGAGACAGCUGGUGAAUUGUUGUUAGGUAAAUGUGGAAUGUAUUUUGUGGAAGAUAAUGCUUCUGAUACAGUUGAAAGUUCGAGCCUGCAGGGAGAGUUGGAACCAGCAUCAUUUUCCUGGACAUAUGAGGAAAUUAAAGAAGUUCACAAGCGUUGGUGGCAACUGAGAGAUAAUGCUGUAGAAAUCUUUUUAACAAAUGGCAGGACACUUCUGCUAGCAUUCGAUAACACCAAGGUUCGCGAUGAUGUGUACCACAGUAUACUCACAAAUAACCUACCAAACCUUCUGGAAUAUGGCAACAUUACUGCUCUGACAAACCUGUGGUAUACUGGACAAAUUACCAAUUUUGAAUAUUUGACUCACUUAAACAAACAUGCUGGCCGAUCCUUCAAUGAUCUCAUGCAGUACCCAGUGUUCCCAUUUAUACUUGCUGACUAUAUUAGUGAGACCCUCGACCUCAGUGACCCCUCUAUCUAUAGAAAUCUCUCUAAGCCUAUAGCUGUGCAGUACAAAGAAAAAGAAGAUCGCUAUGUGGACACAUACAAGUAUCUGGAGGAAGAGUACCGCAAAGGAGCCAGGGACGAUGACCCCAUGCCCCCGGUGCAGCCCUACCACUACGGCUCCCACUACUCCAACAGUGGCACUGUGCUCCACUUCCUGGUCAGGAUGCCGCCUUUCACCAAAAUGUUCUUAGCUUAUCAAGAUCAAAGUUUUGACAUUCCAGACAGAACUUUUCAUUCUACAAAUACAACUUGGCGCCUCUCAUCUUUUGAAUCCAUGACUGAUGUGAAGGAGCUUAUCCCAGAGUUUUUCUAUCUUCCUGAGUUCUUAGUCAACCGUGAAGGUUUUGAUUUUGGUGUGCGUCAGAAUGGUGAACGGGUUAAUCACGUCAACCUUCCCCCAUGGGCACGUAACGAUCCUCGCCUUUUUAUCCUCAUCCACCGGCAGGCUCUAGAGUCUGACCAUGUGUCCCAAAACAUCUGUCACUGGAUUGACUUGGUGUUCGGGUACAAGCAGAAGGGAAAGGCUUCUGUUCAAGCCAUCAAUGUUUUCCAUCCUGCUACGUAUUUUGGAAUGGAUGUCUCUGCAGUUGAAGAUCCAGUUCAGAGACGAGCCCUAGAGACCAUGAUAAAAACCUAUGGGCAGACCCCUCGUCAGCUGUUCCACACAGCCCAUGCCAAUAGACCUGGAGCCAAACUCAACAUUGAAGGAGAACUUCCAGCUGCUGUGGGGCUGUUAGUACAGUUUGCUUUCAGGGAGACCCGGGAGCAGGUCAAAGAAAUUACCUGUCCGAGCCCUUUGUCAUGGAUUAAAGGCUUAAAGUGGGGAGAGUAUGUGGGCUCCCCCAGCGCUCCUGUGCCUGUGGUCUGCUUUAGCCAGCCCCAUGGAGAACGGUUCGGUUCUCUCCAGGCUCUGCCCACCAGAGCAAUCUGUGGUUUGUCCCGAAAUUUCUGUCUUCUGAUGACUUACAGCAAGGAACAAGGUGUGAGAAGCAUGAACAGUACUGACAUUCAGUGGUCGGCCAUCCUGAGCUGGGGGUAUGCUGACAAUAUCUUAAGGUUGAAGAGUAAGCAAAGUGAGCCACCAGUGAACUUCAUACAGAGCUCACAGCAGUACCAGGUGACUAGUUGUGCUUGGGUACCUGACGGUUGCCAGCUCUUCACUGGGAGCAAGUGCGGUGUGAUCACGGCCUACACGAACAGAUUCACCAGUAGCACGCCAUCAGAGAUAGAAAUGGAGACUCAGAUACACCUUUAUGGGCACACAGAAGAGGUGACCAGCUUGUGUGUUUGCAAACCAUACAGCAUCAUGAUAAGCGUGAGCAGAGACGGAACCUGCAUCCUGUGGGACUUGAACAGACUGUGCUAUGUACAAAGUCUGGCAGGACAUAAAAGCCCUGUCACAGCUGUCUCUGCCAGUGAAACCUCAGGUGACAUUGCUACUGUGUGUGAUUCAGCUGGUGGAGGCAGUGACCUCAGGCUCUGGACAGUGAAUGGGGACCUCGUUGGACACGUGCACUGCAGAGAGAUCAUAUGCUCCGUGGCCUUCUCCAACCAACCUGAGGGGAUAUCCAUCAAUGUCAUUGCUGGGGGACUAGAAAAUGGAAUUGUGAGGCUGUGGAGCACAUGGGACCUAAAGCCCGUGAGAGAAAUCACAUUUCCCAAAUCAAAUAAGCCUAUUGUGAGCCUUACGUUUUCUUGUGAUGGCCACCACUUGUACACAGCGAACAGUGAUGGGACGGUGAUCGCCUGGUGUCGGAAGGACCAGCAGCGCAUGAAGCAGCCCAUGUUCUAUUCCUUCCUCAGCAGCUAUGCUGCCGGGUGAACAGAGGGAGCUGUGCGUUCUCCAGAGCACCUCAACUCCAGGGGGAUGGUCGGCUUCACCAGGGCAGGAAGGAGGCUGAGCCCGCAGAAAUAGAUGACUAGGCACACCCUUCAAAUAACCACACACCUGUUCAUCUGCACAGAAUCCCAAAGCCUCCCUGGGCCCUGAGAGGCAAUUCCCGUCCUCAUCGAGGGAUGCUGCGGGAGCUGCGUGAUGCGUACCAGCCAGCCGGGCGAGGGCUUGCGUGGUACAUUAAAUCAUGUUCUCAAAGUGUUUUCCUACCAGGUAUUCUGAAGAAAAAAAUCAGGGUCUCCCUUCAAAAGGGCCAAUAGAAUUUCAAUUGGCUAGCUGGUUAUUUAUAUAAGAUACUCUAAAAAUUAUAUUUGAAAAGUUUUCUGCCUUGAUAUACCCUCACCCCCGACACACCCCAAAAACUGGAAAGAGAAAAAGAUAAUAUAUUUCAGGACUCAAUAAUUGCUUUCUUUGAAAAGCAGGUAAUUCAGUAGGUGCCUCUGCACCAAGCAUUCUGUGGACUAUUGGAAUACUAAGAGGAAACUCCUAAUGAAUCUCAACUUCAGACAGUUUUUGCUGGUUGCCACCUUAGCUCAAGGGAGAAACAGAAUUUUUCGAAAGCCAUGAACAAAAAUAUGGUCAUCUUCAAUUUCAGACAUGUCCUGUUUCUUCAUGAAAUUUUUACUUAAAACCCAUAACACUAGAUAUUGAACAUCCUUAGCUGAAUCACUGAGGAUCAAACACAAUGGUGAAUCUUUUAACAUCUGCUGUUAGCAGUGCCAUUUACAGAGCUUUGAAACCUGCCCCAUGUGCAGGGAAGCCUCUGCUAUGCAGGUGAGCACAGGCAUCAUGCAGCUGGGGUGAAGCAGCUCACCCAAUCUGCAGCUUGGACCGUCUUCCCCAGAACAGAACCGCAGAAGUAAAGGAGACAGGUUGCUGUCCUUUAAACAGAAGCAGAGUGAUUCUUUAGGAAGCCAUUUUCACUGCGUUGCUAAUAACCUCUGCCACCUGAAAAUUCUAGGAACAGGAGAAAACUGUUCCACAGCAGACUUACACAACAUGAAGAUGCAGUGCUAAACAUUUUGGAGUAGUUCAUCUCUGCCAUGCAGUGACAGCUAUAUUUUACUUGCGGUGCUGCUUUAGUGGCUUCAAAAACUGCAAAAUAGGCUCAAAAAUAUGUUACCAUGGGAUAAAAAUGUAUAUUCCUGCCUGAGAAUAACUUGCACAUUUGUUUCAGAAAUUUAGUUCACAUGAUGUUUACAGAACUGCUUUUGUAACUUCCAGACUUUCUAAAAUAUUCUGCUUAAAAACCAUAAAACACAAUUCCAGAGUCUCUGCUGGGAGCUAGGCACAGGGCAAGGCCCGUGGCCCUGUGCACUUUCAACCUCAAACUUAGCGGCUACAUUGAGGUCAUGGUUUGCACAAGCCAGGUGUCCAUUCUGAGGUCCACGUGAGUGCAGAGAUGAGACUAUUCCUAUUCACAUUGAAGUGAUUUGCUUUGUUUAAAAAAAAAUUGCAGCUAUUGUCUAGCUUCCAUUUUUUUUUUUUACUGAGAACUUUAAAUUACUCUCCUAUUAGAAUAGGGUUGCUAUUUGGUCUUUUGUUUUUAGUGCUGGAUUUCAUCAUUUAUCUAAAAAGUCAAUAUGCAAAAUAACUGGUCUUGUUAAGAGUGCAAUAUUCUAUUUUUAUGUAAAAAUAAAAAUUAAUUGGGGGGAUUAUUUAUUCAGCAUGGAACCUAAUAUGUAUAUGUUGGAAACACUUCCUAAUGUGCAUGUUGUAGCAAACAUUCCUGUAAAUUAUCACAAGCUCUGUUAUCUUUGUAUAUACUGCCACUUCAAUUUGGGAAUAAAUUUCAUAAAAAUAGA
Molecule: messenger RNA, 19660 nt
Organism: Marmota monax (woodchuck)
Lineage: Eukaryota; Metazoa; Chordata; Mammalia; Rodentia; Sciuridae
Gene: Lyst
Product: lysosomal trafficking regulator
Exons: 52
Coding region: 6348-17783 (3811 amino acids)
Biological process (GO): intracellular protein localization
Cellular component (GO): membrane; cytosol
Molecular function (GO): protein kinase binding
Source: RefSeq, a predicted model, not a curated record